ACUCCACUGUUCAAACGAAGAAGAAGAAGUCAACAGCGGUCUGAGCUGCUACUUGUUUAGACGGGUUUGUAAGGACUGUGUGCCCGCAGCUGCUGGCUUCAGCUCGCUGUAGCAUCCUUAGCGCCUAGCGGGACUGAAUCAGGUCGCUUUUUAAGGAUGAAUUUGAUGGAAAACAAAACUCUGUACCCGCAUCUGCGCGACGAAGACGCGGUGGUGGUGGAGAACGCCGUCAAACUAGCCAUCGACUCGGUUUUGAACGUUCUGUACGGGGUGAACAGCGCCAAGGCUCGGGAGUACCAGCGGAUGGUGGCCGACAGGGACAAAGAGAUCCAGCGGCUGGAGAGCAGGCUGACGGAGCUGGAGCAUGAGCUGCAGGUGCUGCGCAGACACGGCUGCACGUGCGCGCUGUUCCAGGGCAGGUCCCGGACCUCCGGGAACCGACAGAGCGGGGAGCAGGGCGGCUUCGAACCCGGAUCUGUUGACUCGGGGAUGACGGCGGAACCGCAGGAGGAGUGUGAGAUGAUGCUGUCCUUGGGUGUUUUUGCACGACCCCCAUCUCACGUCUCCUCCCAAAGCCACGAGUCGGUUCUCCCCUCCUCCCCCAGCCGCCUGGGCCUGGACCCGACCUGCACGUCCCGCUCCUCAGAGGCGUCCGUGGUCACAGACGCAGCCAGACACCUGCCUCCGUCCCCCAGCAGCCUGGUGGUCAAAGAGGAGCCGUGCGACAUCGACACGGUGCUGAUCCAGUGGGAGAUGAGCGAGGAGCGGGCCGCAGAACCUCCAGAGUCGUCAGGAAACCAGAGUCAGGACAAACCCAGCCCCAGUGGAAAACAAAACCCAGAGUACAGCGAGGGAAAGCAGCUGAUGGAGAAACCUGUGUCAGACCCAGGUGGAUUUCAAGUCUCUGCAAGACAGCUGAAGACCAUGAGGAAGAAGAACGUCCCCACGUCCCAGCUGCCAGAGGAGGCUCAGAGACUGAAGAGAGCAGCCUGGAGAGCAGCUUCCAGGCGCUACUACGCCCGAAAGAUCGCCCGACAGCGAGCGACCCCGCCUCGCUCCGGCCCCAUCCUGCCCGUCAUGACCUCCCAGCAGAGCUGCUUCCUGGACCAACGGAGGAAGACCCCAAUCCCCGAGUUCCCAGAGUCCCAGCUGCUGCAGAGGGAUGCGUGGAGGAGGUUUUACGAGCGCAAAACCACCUUCCAGCAGAGCGGGACCGGGCCGUACGGACAUCUGCUGGAGCACGUGGACCCGUCUGGAGGCAGCGAGGGUCCGAGCAGAGAGGGGCCGCUCGCUAACAGUGGAGGAAUCAUGUGCAGCUGAUGAGUUUCACCUGUCAGUUUAUUUAAAGUUUUAUUGUUUUAGAGCUGCAGUGGCAGGUGUUCUUUGUGUUUGUUUUUUUUUUUUUUUCCUACAAAUUGAAAUAAAAUCGGAGGUUAAGUGCAGCGUGGACACGUUUCUGAACCCAGCAGGUGGAAAAACCUGAAGAACCUGUGGCUGUUUGAUGUCAAACUGUGCACCUGCUGCUCUGACUGAUUCCUGAAAAAACAAACACAAAAUGGUGACUUCAAAACAUCUUACAAACUACUGCAAAAAAUAAAAAAUAAAAUCUGGAUUGAAGGGUUUCUAAUAAAACCUAAAAAAGACAAAGAGCAGGUUAUAAUCUGGUUCUGUCAUCGCACAAAUAUAUUUAUUUUUCAGAAAUAAAAUUAAAGAUAUAAAAACAUGAAUCCAGUCAGAUUAUUGGAGUUGGGAAACUUAAAUAAAAUAUAUUUUAAUGUUUAUGUAAGGUCUAAUCUGACGUGUGCUCUUAUUGUUUAUUUGUUCCUCUGUUUGUUCUGAUUCUGGUUGGAGGACGUUGAACUCGUCUCUGAUGUCAUCAGUUGACCCGGUGCUUUGAGCUGAAACUGUUUUUCUGACUGUGACACUUUUUAGACCCCCUGACUCGGAUUCUGUAGUUUCUUUAAGCUCUUCCAUUAAAAGUUCUCAGCAGCGCCCCUACAGGCCAGCACCUGCUACUACAACCACAUUCAUCCUGUUUUACUGUUUGAUCAUAGAAAUCUGCUGAAUUUACACUGAAAUAAAUCUUUUUAUGUCUUGUA
Messenger RNA from Austrofundulus limnaeus, 2099 nucleotides. RefSeq lists its product as uncharacterized. The transcript is spliced from 5 exons. The record is from RefSeq and is a predicted model, not a curated record. The coding region runs from base 157 to 1320 and encodes 387 amino acids. NCBI's taxonomy places the organism in Eukaryota, Metazoa, Chordata, Actinopteri, Cyprinodontiformes, Rivulidae.